AUGGGAGACAAGAAGCAUUUGAAUAGCUUCUCUGCAGUCGCUUUGAUCAUUGCCACUUAUCUCAUGAUCUUAAUAAUACUGGAGAACACCUUUACCAUGCCUUUAUGGUCACGCAUCCUAACGUUCAUAGUUCUGCUAUUUCUGCUUUUUUGGCCUCUUAGAACGGCAAUUGUGGCAAUGAGGGAGGAAAGGGAAGGAUCUUCAGAGCCAUCAUCUUCUGAGCAGAGUCCAUUGUUGGACGAUCCGCUGCAAGUAGUAUCCAAGGAAGUUUCAGAAGACAUGAAUCUUAUCCAGGCGAUGCAUACUGGGGACUUCUGGCUGCUGUUCAUGGCCAUGGUGUGUGGGCUCGGCUCUGGAUUAGCCACCAUAAACAACAUCAGCCAAAUCGGAGAAUCCCUCGGAUACACCACCGUUGAGAUUAACACUCUGGUCUCUCUAUUGAGUAUAUGGAACUUUCUAGGUCGCUUCGGAGCCGGAUAUAUUUCCGAUGUCUUGCUUUACAAGAGAGGUUUCACGAGGCCAUUCUUGAUGGCUUUUACCCUGCUCAUCAUGGCAGCUGGUCACAUAAUCAUUGCUUCCGGCUUUUCUGGAAAUCUUUAUGUGGGUUCAGUCCUCGUGGGCGUUUGCUACGGUUGCCUGUGGUCGUUGAUGCCCACGAUCACUUCGGAGAUAUUCGGUGUUGGACACAUGGGAACCAUUUUCAACACCAUAGCCAUAGGUAGUCCGGUCGGAUCGUACAUUCUGUCGGUGAGAGUGAUCGGAUACAUCUACGAUAAGGAAGCAACGGGGGAGGAUAACUCCUGUUAUGGCACUCAUUGCUUCAUGCUGUCGUUCUUCAUAUUGGCUUCCGUUGCCUUCUUCGGUUUCCUGGUCGAUUUAGUGUUGUUCUUCCGCACGAGAAGUUUCUACAAGCUAAUUCUUCACAGAAGAUCGCAGCAUUCGCAGCUCACAGCGGCUGGGUGA
Messenger RNA from Eucalyptus grandis, 963 nucleotides. Its product is annotated as protein NUCLEAR FUSION DEFECTIVE 4-like. Lineage: Eukaryota; Viridiplantae; Streptophyta; Magnoliopsida; Myrtales; Myrtaceae. Gene Ontology annotation, molecular function: transmembrane transporter activity. The record is from RefSeq and is a predicted model, not a curated record. The transcript has a single exon. Gene Ontology annotation, cellular component: membrane. Gene Ontology annotation, biological process: transmembrane transport. Bases 1 to 963 code for a protein of 320 amino acids.